Messenger RNA from Cricetulus griseus (Chinese hamster), 4848 nucleotides. NCBI's taxonomy places the organism in Eukaryota, Metazoa, Chordata, Mammalia, Rodentia, Cricetidae. The record is from RefSeq and is a predicted model, not a curated record.
AUGGGUGGCAGGAAAGAAGGCUACCGAAAAUAUCUACUUUUCAGGGCUUGGAAAGAAGUGUCAGGUUGCCAGGAGAACACGAUUGGAUCCCUUGAAAAUCACUACCUAUUCAAACACAAAAAUCAUCCUCGAAGGUCUCGAAGAAGUGCUCUUCAUAUCACUAAGAGGUUAUCUGAUGAUGAUCGUGUGAUAUGGGCUGAACAACAAUAUCAAAAAGAGAGAAGCAAACGUUCAGUUCAAAGAGACUCAGCAUUGAAUCUCUUCAAUGACCCAAUGUGGAAUCAGCAGUGGUACUUGCAAGACACUAGGAUGACCGCAGCUCUUCCCAAGCUGGAUCUUCACGUGAUACCAGUUUGGCAAAAGGGCAUCACAGGCAAAGGAGUUGUUAUUACUGUACUGGAUGAUGGCUUGGAGUGGAAUCACACAGACAUAUAUGCCAAUUACGAUCCAGAGGCUAGCUAUGAUUUUAAUGAUAAUGAUCACGAUCCAUUUCCUCGGUAUGAUCCCACAAAUGAAAACAAACAUGGAACUAGAUGCGCAGGAGAAAUUGCCAUGCAAGCAAAUAAUUACAAGUGUGGGGUUGGAGUUGCAUACAAUUCCAAAGUUGGAGGCAUAAGAAUGCUGGACGGCAUUGUAACUGAUGCAAUUGAGGCCAGUUCAAUUGGCUUCAACCCUGGCCAUGUGGAUAUUUACAGUGCAAGCUGGGGCCCUAAUGAUGAUGGGAAAACUGUGGAGGGGCCUGGAAGACUGGCCCAGAAGGCAUUUGAAUAUGGUGUCAAACAGGGGAGACAAGGGAAGGGCUCCAUCUUUGUUUGGGCUUCCGGGAAUGGGGGUCGGCAGGGAGAUAAUUGUGACUGUGAUGGCUACACAGACAGCAUUUACACCAUCUCUAUCAGCAGUGCCUCCCAGCAAGGCCUGUCACCCUGGUAUGCAGAGAAGUGUUCCUCCACGCUGGCCACCUCCUACAGCAGUGGGGAUUACACAGACCAGCGAAUAACAAGUGCCGACUUGCACAAUGACUGCACAGAGACCCACACAGGCACCUCAGCCUCUGCACCUCUGGCUGCUGGCAUCUUUGCUCUGGCCUUGGAAGCAAAUCCAAACCUCUCUUGGCGAGAUAUGCAGCAUCUGGUUGUCUGGACCUCUGAGUAUGAUCCAUUGGCUAAUAACCCAGGUUGGAAAAAGAAUGGUGCAGGCUUAAUGGUGAACAGUCGAUUUGGAUUUGGUUUGCUAAAUGCCAAAGCUCUGGUGGAUCUGGCUGAUCCUAGGACCUGGAGAACUGUGCCUGAGAAGAAAGAAUGUGUUGUAAAAGACAAUAACUUUGAGCCUAGAGCCCUGAAAGCUAAUGGAGAAGUGACUGUUGAAAUCCCAACAAGAGCUUGUGAAGGACAAGAAAAUGCUAUCAAGUCCCUGGAACAUGUGCAAUUUGAAGCAACAAUUGAAUAUUCUCGUAGAGGAGACCUUCAUGUCACACUCACUUCUGCCGCUGGAACCAGCACCGUACUGUUGGCUGAGAGGGAGCGGGAUACAUCCCCCAAUGGCUUUAAGAAUUGGGACUUCAUGUCUGUUCACACAUGGGGAGAGAAUCCUGUAGGCACCUGGACAUUGAAAAUUACAGAUCUGUCUGGAAGAAUGCAAAACGAAGGCAGGAUUGUGAACUGGAAGCUGAUUUUGCAUGGGACCUCUUCUCAGCCAGAGCACAUGAAACAGCCCCGUGUGUACACGUCCUACAACACUGUCCAGAAUGACAGGAGAGGAGUAGAGAAGAUGGUGAAUGUCAUGGAGGAGCAGCCCACACAAAAGAGCCUGAAUGACAGUCUUCUGGUGCCCCAAAGCUCCAGCAGCAGCAGUGUGGAGGGCAGAAGGGACAAGCUGGCACAAGGGGCUCCUUCAGAGGCUGUGCUAUGGCUCCUACAAAGUGCUUUUAGCAAAAACCCACCUUCAAAGCAAUCACCAAAGAAGUCUCCAGGUGCAAAGCUCAGCAUCCCUUAUGAGAGUUUCUAUGAAGCCCUGGAAAAGCUAAACAAACCCUCCCAGCUCAAAGACUCUGAGGACAGUCUGUACAGCGACUAUGUUGAUGUUUUCUAUAAUACAAAACCUUAUAAGCAUAGAGAUGACAGGCUGCUGCAAGCUCUUGUGGACAUUCUGAAUGAGGAAAAUUAAUAAGGGUGUGGUCCCAAGUUGGAAAUAUCCAUGCAUCCUCCUUCCCCCUUAGAUGUUCCUGGGUGUGGAAUUGUGUCACUGAUUCCUAUGCUUAUAAUGUCCUUUGUGGUACUUUUGCUUUUUCUCCUCAAACUAUACAUUGGGGUGAGUUCCAAGAGGAAAGGCAACUUUCUGAAUGGGUCUCAGUGUUUAAGAAUGUCUUCCCUAUCAUAUGAGUAGAGCAGGUCUUUGUAAAGUCCCUGUUGACAUGCAGCCCUUUACCCAGUGGAAUGGCUCCUUCAGCCUCCCCAUUUCAUAUCUCACAAGAACAGGAAAAGACUGAGAAAUGCGUUUUAAUUUGGAAAAGUCAUCUACCAAGGUGGGGGUCUACAGCUUAUCUUGUUCCCUAUUUUUGCAAUGGGGUCCUUUGAAAAUGAAAGUUCACAACUAGGUCCGUACUCUAGGCCUCUCUACACCAUGUGUUACUUAUGCUGCGGCUGCUGAUCUGAUGGUUUUAGAGGGGGCGGAAUAAAAUGCAUUAUUUAGAUGCAAAACAGAUCUUAAAUUUUACAUUAGCUAGGACAGUUAUAGAAUAUUCUUCUUGAUUGGUGUACCAUGAAGAGAUCUCUGUGGAUCCAAAGAUGAAUGUGACUCCUGCUGUCUAUGGCCUGGCCUUCUGUUUCCCUUUCUGCCUCACAUGUUGUCUGUUUCCUUUCUGAGCCACAAACUCAAAACUCAAAGAACUAAUUUAUGCCAUUUUCUCAGAACAAAAUUAUGCUUGAGGUUGUCAAAUUCCUAGUCAUAGUUUUGUUCAAUAACAAGCAGCCACUCAAUGGAGAACCAAUGUAAUACCAGAGAAAACAUUGAAUGAGACAUUUCUCACAAGUUGUGUUCUUAGGACAGGCUCUCCUGGUUCUCUGUAAAUGAGUGUUCAUUUCUGGACACUACAGGGUCUUCUUCCAUCUCAGUGGAUAGUAUUCAAAUUCUUACCAAAUUGCUUCCAUGGUUCUAAUCAGAAAACAGAUGGGCAGCACUUAGGUCUUAUUUGUCCUUCCUGUAACUUAUGCAGGAUGUUUUGAUAAUGUGAAGGGCUGUUCAAAGUGUGAGAUUUCACAUAAAAUCUGAUUUUCAUACCCAUCUUCUAUCAUGGCAAUAGCUAGCUAGAGGUAACACCUCCCUAGUAAGAGUCUAAGUCUGGACUUCCCUGGCUGGCCUUUUGACAAUGGCCUCUUUAUUUGUUACUACUCAGUAACAUUUUAUCCAUUUUAAAUUAAAGUAUGUAGAAAAAUAAGGUUUCAUUUUGACAUUUUCCUACAAGUAUUCAUGUACUUGGAAAAUGUCCAUCCCCCAUUAACCUGUCUUCUGCCUGUCUCCACUUGUCCUCCUCCUCUUCACAUGUACUCCUGCUUCCAAUUUCUGUCUUUUCAUUUAAUCCAGACUCCUCAUAGAAAAAAAAUGUGAUUUUUGUCUUUCUAUGCAUGUGAUUUUGCCCACUCCCACACUAAAUGAAUCUGUAUAAAGUGUAAAUGCAUUAAGAAAAGGAUUUCCCACAAUUACUUCCAGGCACACUCUGCCAUUAAUAAUUGAGUUUGCUAUGACCUAGUUAGUUUGUUGUAGUUAUAAGUAAAAAGAGUACUUGGAGCCCUAAAAAUACCUCUCAAGUUUUCUUUAAUAUGAGCACACCUGGUAUUCAUUGUACUGUUCAUUAACUGGAGACCCCUGCUUCCUUCUUUUAACAUGCCAAUAUAGACUCUAGUUGACUGUAUGCCUUCAUUCUCCAACUGAGUUUCGGUUUGUAAAUUUUCUACAGUGUGAGCAUCCUACAGCAAGUCCUAGCAUUGAACUGUUCAGAAAGACAGUUCGUUUGCUUUUGCUUUGAGUGUAGUUGGUAUGACAAAUUUCACCUGCUGUUUCUUCAUGUGAUUUUGUACAUACCAGGCUCUCUCCAGAGCCUUGCCUAUGAUGUCUAGAAGGUUUGCAGUAGCCGUGUGCUUGAAGGUUUUACACUGUGUUUGCUAUGAGGUUUAAUGGAAUUAUCACAUUAAAACAGGAAAAGACUUAAGAGUUUUACAUUAAAUUUCAGCUGGAGGAGGAUAUCUCUAAUUGGCAAUUAGUGAUUUAAAACAAUGAAAGAGUUGGAAGUCAACCCCAUCCUUUCCUAGUCCUUAUACUAAACAUAGGGAAAUUUUCUUCAACUCUUUCUAAUAGUAUCUUUUCCCUGUAAGAACCCCAACCAACUCAUGGGCUAUAGCCAAAGGUUCACUCUGGAUAAGCUUUAAUAUUUAGACAAUACCAUGUUUGAAUGUUUCCAACCUGGAGUAUAUAUUGUCUAGACAUAAAAUAUUUUUGUCAGUCUUUCUUAGUGCCUAUGUGGAUUUUUGUGAAAAUGUUAAAAAUGAUAAUUAUAUAAUAUUCCCCUUGGAAUUUUAAGCUAUAUUUUCUUUACAGGUAUUUAUAAUGCACCACUGCUUUUAUCAAACAGAAUUUUAAAAGGCAUAAUAAAUUAUAUUAAAGAAUAAAAAGCUUUCAUGAGAAUAAGAAUGUUUCAUCCAAUAAAAUAUUUUUGAAAGGCAUGUCCCUUUGUGAAUGGGAAAGUAUGUAUGUAUGUAUGUGUUUGUAUGUAUGUAUAAAAGUAUAUGUAUAUAUGUGCGUAUGUAUGUAUGUGUUGUGACACUAAAAAUUAUGUUUAUCUAAUGUCCUAAUGCA